AUGGAGUUAUCAACUAUAACCACUGGCACAGGCUUUCACCAUAUCCUCACCCGCCCAAAACCGUUAUCUUUUCCAUCAAUUCCUUGUAUAUCCACCACCGCCGGCAGCUGGCAACGCACUUCCGCUGCUGGAGCAGCAACAACAACACCAACACUUGUCGAUGAACCUUGUAAUGACACACAACCGGCAACAACUGCAAGAAGAAGACCGAAAGAUGGUGCAGUUGAUGUUCAAAGGCGUCACUCGAAGUCAUACUUGGCUAGAAAAGCUGCCAUUCUUGAAGUCCAACAGUCCACUCAUUUGGACUCUGCUCUUCAAAGUUAUUUGAAACUAGCUGAGUUUCUUAAAGAUGGUUUGUGUGGGAGGUUGUGCAGGUGGGACACUGAUCUCACUGUUAUUCAUAAGAUUAGGAGGGAUGCUGAAGGUGCAAGACUUGAAUGUCAUUUUGCGAAAUUUUGGGGAGCAACGCAGAUGGCAGGAUCUUUCUCAGCAGAAUGCUUUAGUUUUCAGCUCUUUGAUUGGAUGCAACAGCACAGCAAAAUCAGUGCUUCAUCUUAUAGCAGUUAUAUAAAGUUCAUGGGGACAAGUCUAAACCCAGCAAAGGCGCUAGAAAUAUACAACAGCAUUCCUGAUGAAUCAACAAAAUCUAAUGUCUUCAUAUGUAAUUCAGUUCUUAGAUGCCUGGCCAGGAAUGGCAAGUUUGAUAGCAGCAUGAAAUUGUUUCGUAAGAUGAAGCACAAUGGUCUAACGCCAGAUGCUAUUACAUAUAGUACGCUGCUUGCAGGGUGCAUGAAGGUCAAAGAUGGGUAUUCUAAGGCAUUGGAUCUGGUUCAGGAACUGAAUUACAAUGGACUGCAGAUGGAUAGCGUAAUAUAUGGGACACUUUUGGCAGUUUGUGCUUCAAAUAAUCGGUGCAAAGAAGCACAAAGCUACUUUAACCAGAUGAAGGCUGAGGGUCAUUCACCUAAUAUAUUUCAUUAUAGCUCGUUACUCAAUGCAUACUCUUUUGAUGGAAACUACAAGAAGGCUGAGGAGUUGGUGCAGGACAUGAAAUCUUCAGGGUUAGUACCAAAUAAGGUAAUAUUGACAACUCUUUUAAAGGUAUAUGUAAGAGGAGGCUUGUUUGAAAAAUCCAGGGACCUUCUGGAAGAACUGGAUACCUUGGGCUUUGCAAAAGAUGAGAUUCCCUACUGUUUAUUGAUGGAUGGCCUUGCUAAGACUGGGCGUAUAGAUGAAGCAAGAUCAGUUUUCAAUGAAAUGAAGGAAAAACGUGUUAAAUCUGGUGGCCAUUCCUACAGUAUCAUGAUUUCAUCAUUUUGCCGAGGUGGGCUUUUUGAAGAGGCAAAGGAGUUGGCUGAGGAGUUUGAAGCCAAGUAUGAUAAAUAUGACGUAGUUAUAUUGAAUACAAUCCUUUGUGCCUACUGUAGAGCAGGUGAAAUGGAGAACGUGAUGCGAACUAUGAGGAAAAUGGAUGAAUUGGCAAUUAUUCCUGACUAUAAUACUUUCCAUAUUCUGAUCAAAUAUUUCUGUAAGGAGAAGUUAUACAUGCUUGCUUACCAGACCAUGGAAGACAUGCAUGGGAAAGGCCAUCAACCUGUAGAGGAGCUUUGUUCCUCAUUGAUUUUCCAUCUUGGUAAAAUUAAAGCCCAUGCAGAAGCCUUUUCUGUUUAUAAUAUGUUGAAGUAUAGCAAAAGAACAAUGUGUAAAGCCUUUCAUGAGAAUAUUUUACACAUUCUUAUUGCUGGAAGGCUUUUCAAAGAUGCUUAUGUAGUAGUUAAGGAUAAUGCAGAAUUGAUCUCUCCAGCUGCAAUUAAGAAGUUUGCAAACUCAUUUGUGAAGCUUGGUAACAUCAAUUUAAUAAAUGAUGUUAUGAAGGUUAUUCAUGGUUCUGGAUACAAGAUUGAUCAGGGAUUAUUUCAGAUGGCGGUGUCACGUUACAUUGCUGAACCUGAAAAGAAGGACUUGCUUCUACAGUUCCUACAAUGGAUGCCAGGCCAAGGUUAUGUUGUUGAUUCCUCAACAAGAAACCUGAUCCUCAAGAACUCACACCUAUUUGGUCGCCAGCUCAUUGCUGAGAUCUUGUCCAAGCAGCACAUGAUGUCAAAAGCUCUGAGAUCUCAUUAG
Molecule: messenger RNA, 2124 nt
Organism: Dovyalis caffra
Lineage: Eukaryota; Viridiplantae; Streptophyta; Magnoliopsida; Malpighiales; Salicaceae
Source: the annotation of a GenBank genome assembly